Messenger RNA from Pimephales promelas (fathead minnow), 375 nucleotides. The record is from RefSeq and is a predicted model, not a curated record. NCBI's taxonomy places the organism in Eukaryota, Metazoa, Chordata, Actinopteri, Cypriniformes, Leuciscidae.
UCGCUUUAUCUUAACAUGAGGACUCAAAGCGCCUUUAUUAUAUGGACUGCGACGGUUCUUCAUUUAUCUGUCAUAAAAGGUCAGACAACAGAUUCAUCCACAUCCCUUCUGAAUGAAGUCCUUCCUGAAGAUCACGUGACUUCAAAAAGUGAUAUUUUGGAAUCAGGACCCCCUACAGCCUCUCCUCCUCCGACUGAUGUGUCAAGCGGUGAGGUCACACCUACGGCUGCUCCUCCAUCACAACCAUCCAAUGACAGCUCUCCGUCACCAGCCAUCUCACAGACCCCUGCGCCACAAGAUGUCACCACCACCACCCUCAACACGGACACAGUCUCAGUGCCAGUGCUUCUAACUCAGUGUCUGUACAUGGGUUAG